This is a messenger RNA of Pyricularia grisea, 249 nucleotides long. RefSeq lists its product as uncharacterized. The record is from RefSeq and is a predicted model, not a curated record. The transcript is spliced from 2 exons. Bases 1 to 249 code for a protein of 82 amino acids. Lineage: Eukaryota; Fungi; Ascomycota; Sordariomycetes; Magnaporthales; Pyriculariaceae.
AUGACGCUGGACCGCUGUGACGGCUUGAACUGGGAGGUCUUUGACUGCUUUGACUCCGUGACCGAGGGCGAGCCUACGGUCCAUAUGCUGUGCAACGAUACAAGCGACAUCGGCCUUAGUCACAACUAUAGCGAGACAUUUGUCCUUAAGCAUAUUGACCAGCAUGUCACAUGCCCCAACCUCGACGCAAAACUCGACAUCAACGCCGAGACAGCGCCAACAUCGACGUUACUUACGGCUUCACGUUGA